AUGACGAGCCAGUACGAAGACGUAUCGCCCAAGGUCGACUGUUCAGUGUCCUUCGACAAACCUAAUCUCAGCGGCAAGACUGCAGUUGUUACAGGUGGCGCAGCUGGAAUUGGCGAGCAGUACACGCGAGCUAUAGUGUCGUGUGGCGGGAAAGUCGUAGUCGCGGACAUUGAUGAAGCAAAUGCAUCGAGUUUGCAAGCAGACCUUGGGAACACCGGGGAUGUGGUGUUCGUGAAGUGUGACGUGAGAGAAUGGAAGGACCAAGUUGAAGCAUUCCGAGCCGCACUCAAGCUGGGCAACGGAAAGAUCGAUAUUGUCAUCAACAACGCAGGCAUCGGUUCUCCAGACGACAUAUUCGCAGGCCCCGACGAUGAAUCUCUAGACGAACCACAGGAACCCGCCAUGAACGUUAUGCGUAUCAAUGCUUUAGGAGCUCUCAUGACUGCAAAAUUAGCAACUUUCUACUUCCGAAAGCAAGCAGCCCAGGACGAGAAGGCAGGGGUCAAGAGUGACUACAACCUCAUCAUCCAGGCUUCCAUCUGUGGCUAUCUCCCCUUCCUCAAGGUCCCUCAAUACGCAUUCUCAAAAUGGGGCCAGCGAAGCCUUCUCUGGGGAUACCGUCAUUCUGAGAGGAAGUAUGGUGUAAGGACUAACAUGAUCUCUCCGUGGUACAUCCCUUCUGGGAUCGUCGUGCCCGAGUUCGUCGAGCAUUUGAACAACGUUGGCGCGGGCACUGCGAGCGUGACAGAUGCUGCGGAUGCGUUGCUCAGAAUUUUAGGGGAUUCAAACAUGAAUGGGAGAAGUUUGGCGAUUAUGCCAAGGACUUGGGAGGGAGCUCCAUAUGGUUGUAUAGAUCUUGACGUGGAUCAGUAUCAAGAGGGUAGCUUCUUGAGUCGAUGCGUGGAUGUGGGUUUGUUUGCGGUCUGGGACGAUAGUAAGCGUGAAUGACGGAUAUAUGACAGUCGCAUGCAAUGAACCUCAUCAAGCAUGCAAAUGAAUCUGACACUAG
Molecule: messenger RNA, 1009 nt
Organism: Pseudocercospora fijiensis CIRAD86
Lineage: Eukaryota; Fungi; Ascomycota; Dothideomycetes; Mycosphaerellales; Mycosphaerellaceae
Exons: 2
Coding region: 1-948 (315 amino acids)
Source: RefSeq, a predicted model, not a curated record